Messenger RNA from Anopheles cruzii, 10281 nucleotides. It is a transcript of the gene apolpp, whose product is annotated as apolipophorins. Gene Ontology annotation, biological process: lipid transport. The transcript has 8 exons. The record is from RefSeq and is a predicted model, not a curated record. Lineage: Eukaryota; Metazoa; Arthropoda; Insecta; Diptera; Culicidae. Bases 1 to 10017 code for a protein of 3338 amino acids. Gene Ontology annotation, molecular function: lipid carrier activity.
AUGGGGAUCCUUGGCGGCAGCAGGAGGUCCCUGCUCUGUGGCUUCCUGGUGACGCUAGUGCUGUUCGAAAGUGCUUUCGCAGCCUCCUGCAAAACCGGGUGCCCAACACCGGACAAGUCUAGCAAGUACAGCUUCAAGCCCGGCACGUUCUACAACUACGAUGUGGACAGCUACGUCCAGAUCCAGCAGUCGGAUGCGGCGGCCAACAAGGAAACGACCCUGAAGGUCGAGGGCAAGAUGCAGCUGUACGCCGGCGACAACUGCCAGUACACGCUGAAGGUGUUGUCGCUAACGUCGUACGCACCGGACGGCAAGAAGACACCGUUCGGGGACGAAAUCGGCAAGCCGGUCCAGUUUGCGCUCUCGAACGAUGAGCUCGCACCGCAACUCUGUGCCGAGGCCGACGAUACCGACUUCUCGGUGAACGUGAAGCGCGGUCUGGUGUCACUCUUCCAGUCGGCCCAGGAUAAGAGCGUCGAGACGGACGUGUUUGGCGUCUGCCGGACGGACUACUCGAGCCACACGUCCGGCGGGGCGACCGUCGUGAGCAAGUCGCGUGACCUGAGCAACUGCGCCUACCGGGAGUCGCUAUCGAACAGUUUUGUGACGCGCAUCGUCAACAGCAAGGCCGGCAUCAAGUCGACGCCACUGUUGGAGAGCUACUACAACAGCCAACAAACAUUCAAGGAUGGACUGCUGGAGUCGGUCAAGCUGGGCGAAGAGUACCAGUACAUGCCGUACCUGAAGGAUAAGGUUGGCGUGACGGCCAAGAUGACGACGAAGCUGACGCUGACCGGCCAGCAGGGUGGUGCUGCACCGGCACUGGCUGGCAAUGCGGAAUCCCGUUCGGUUAUUUUCGAGAACCCCGACCAACGGUCGGCCGGAAACUUGGCCGUCGUCAAGCAGGAACUGCGGGCGACCAUCGAUUCGUACGUCAAUGGGGCGGUGGGCAAAAAGACUUCGAACCUGUUCCUGGAGCUGAUCCAACUGAUGCGCUUCUCCACGAAGGAAGACUUCCUGACGCUGUACAACCAGGUGAAGGCUGGCAGUGUUGCCCCGAACAAGUCACUAUCGCGCAAGGUCUACCUGGAUGCGCUGUUCCGCGUCGGAACGGGUGAUGCCGUUGAGGCCAUCACGCAGCUGUACAAGAACAAGGAAAUCACCGACGCCCAGGAGCAAAAGCUGGCGUUUGUGUCUCUGAACCUGGUCAACUCGAUGACGAAGGAAGCACUGAAGGCGGUCAACAAGCUGCUCGAUGGGAACCCGCCGCGCGAGGCGUACCUGAGUGUGGGUUCGCUCGUCAGCAAGUACUGCCAGAAACACGGCUGCCAGUCGGCGGACGUGAAGGAAAUCUCGAACAAGUUCGGUACCAAGCUGGGCAAGUGCCAGAGCAGCACGCGCGCCGACGAGGACACGAUUGUGGCCGUCCUGAAGGGAGUCCGCAACUCGGACAAUCUGGUUGCCCCGCUGCUGGACAAGGUGCUGACCUGCACCGGACCGGGAGCUUCGUCGCGGGUUCGCGUGGCCGCUCUGCAGGCACUGCCGGCGGCGUCGUGCAACAAGAAGGUGGUCGCUGCUGCCCUCAACACGCUGAAGGACGCGAGCGAAGACUCGGAGAUUCGGAUCCACGCGUACCUGUCGCUGGUCGAGUGUCCGUCGGCUAAUGUGGCGAACGAGCUGAAGGCGCUGCUGGAUCAGGAGAAGGUGUACCAGGUCGGUUCGUUUAUCACGUCGCACCUCGCAAGUCUACGCGCCUCGGUUGAUACGACGCGUGAGGCCGCCCGCCAACACUUCGGUAAGCUGCGCACCUCGAACAAGUUCCCGUUCGACGUACGGCGGUACUCGUUUAACCGCGAGUUCUCGUACGCCGUCGAAUCGCUCGGAGUCGGGGCCAGUGCGGAAGCCAGCGUUAUCUACUCGCAGAAGAGUUUCCUCCCGAAAUCGGUGGGGGUCAACUUUACCGCGGAACUGUUCGGUAAUGCGGUGAACGUGUUCGAGCUGGAGGGCCGUCAGGACAAUCUGGAGCGCCUGGUGGAGCACUACUUUGGCCCGAAAGGCUUCUUCUCGGGUCUGGACCUGCAGAGCGCGUACGACCGUGUGGUACAGCAGUACCAGAAGCUGUCGGACAAGGCGAAGGAACGGUUCCGUCGUGGCAUCCGCGAGGAUAUCCGCGCACUGGCCAAAACGGUGGAUCUGCACAAUGACGCACUGCAGGACUUUAAUCUCGAUAUGACGCUGAAGGUGUUCGGUUCGGAGCUGUUCUUCCUCAGCACCGGCGACAAUGUGCCGACCAACCCGGACGAGUUCCUGGACAAGGCGCUCGAGUGCUUCGAUAAGCUGGUGGAGGGUGCCAAGAAGUUCGAGCGCACGUUCGAACACCACGCCCUGUUCCUGGACACGGACCUCGUGUACAGCACGGCGCUCGGACUUCCGCUGAGGCUGUCGGCGCACGGUGCCGGAGUGGCCCGGCUAGAUGCGGCCGUCGACGUGGACCUGAAGGCACUGGUGAAGGACUACAGCAACGCCAAGUUCAACGUGAAGCUGGCACCGAGCGCUAGCUUCGAGGUGACCGGAACGCUCAGCGUCGACGCAUUCAACGUGAUGACCGGUCUGCAGGUGGCCGUUUCUGGCCACUCGUCGACCGGAGCAGCCGUCAAGUUUGCGCUGCGGGAUGCGUCCGCUUACGACCUAACUGUGGACACGCUCCGGAACAAGCAGGAACUGGUGUCGGUCACCUUCCGCGAGGUGUUUGUGACGCGGGAACGUGGCAAUCAGCUCAUCACCCUGCCGGCCAAGCGUCACGAGCUGGGCAACAAGUACACGGCCUGUUUCGACAAUCUGAACCCCUUCAUCGGGGUGACGGUUUGUGUGGCCAACCGAGACCACCAGCGCACGGAGGAGGUGUUCGAGGUGUACCUGGAGGUGGAACCACAGUUCCACUUCUCCGGCCAGCUCGAUAACAGCAACCCGAAGCACGUGUCGCUGCUGCUGAGCUUCGAUACGCCCGGCUCGCAGACGAAACGCUUGACCAACCUGCGCCUGGAAGGUGUGACCGGUGCCGAGCUGUACGUGAAGGCCACCCUGGAGUCACCGAUCCGCAACGUGGACUUCCAGCUGGGCGUGAACAACAACGACAAGGAAGUGGCGCUGUACGCGCUGGCUCACAACGGAGCCGAAGAGUACCUGGCCAAGAUCGGGUUCGAGAAGGGAGCCUCGGGUGGUCGCGACGAGUACGUGCCGAUCUUUACGAUCCGCUCGCCGAAAGGCGACGCACAGGUGUCGAAGAUCGUGCAGACCACGGGCAAGAUUGUGGUUGAGCAGCUGGAGGGUGGCAAACGCAAGUAUCACCUGGAGAACAUUGAAUGGACAAGCCCGUACGCUCCGAAAACCACCGUCAAUGGGCACGUGGUGUCGAACAGUGAGGGUAGCUUCGAUGCCGCCGUCGACGUCACCGUCGACCAGGUGGUGAGCAACGUCGUGGGCCACCUUGACUUUGACCUGCGGCACGUGAAUCUGCAGCUGGAGAAGCGAACACCGAGCGAUGCGGCCAAGAACUUCAAGGCGCACCUCGAGGUGGCGUACACGGAGAACUCGUUCAAGAACCUGCUCUCGUUCGCGACCGGCAAGGAUUUGGCCAAUCCGACGGCCAAGUACGAGCUCAGCCAGCUGGCCGAGUUUACGCUGAAACCGGACGCCAAGGGACUGGAGUCGCUGAAGUUGACCAACAAGCUGCAGGUGCCGAAGCAGACGCUACGGUUGGACUUUGCCACGAACCGGAACCAGUUCCUGCUGGACGGCGAGUACGCGUACGAGAAGUACAAGGUUGCGGCCAGCGUCGACGCGAAGUACAACGAGAAGACGGCCGGUGACUACGACGUGCAGGUGGGUGGGUCACUCAACAAGCACUUCUUCAAGUUCUUCGCGAAGCGUAUCGUGGAGCAGAACAAGAGUCGCUUCAGCAACCGGCUGACGGCCAGCACUGGGACCAAGGUCGAGCUGAACGGCGCGGUCACGAACCGGUUCACCAGCCAGGAGGGUGAACUGAACCUGGAGGGUGCGCUGGUUGCCGCCGACAAAGCCGCUCCGUACAAGCUUGCGCUGACGGUCGUGUUCAACGCUGCGAACGUCCUGUCCAACGCGAAGGUUCUGGUCGACAAGGAAGAGUUCGCUACGUACGACUUCAAGCUGGAACGUGGCGAGGACCCCAACGGCAAAUUCACGUUUACGGUGAAGGACCUGUUCGAUGGUAACGGUGAGAUGAAGUCGGACAAGGGACAGGGCGACCUGUUCGCCGUGGUUAGCUUCCUGAAGCAGGACCGCAAAGUGAAGCUGGACAGCAAGUUCAAGGUGGUCGCUCCGGUGUACGAUGUGUCGGUGGACUUUUUCUACGACUUCGAGAAGGACAACGCCAAGGUGGUGCACUUCGAGACGAAGAACAAGGUCACGCAAACGAGCUUCGACAGCAAGAACGUGGUGGAGGUGUUCUCAGAGCGGUACGAGUUGAACCUGCAAGGCCAGGGCAACCCGAAACCAGUGGACGGAACGUUCUCGAGCAAGUUCAGCCUCGUGCUGCCGACCGGACGUCAACUGGGCGGUGACUUCAAGCGAGACGUUUCGACGAAGGGCGAGAAAAAGUUCGGCAAGAUGGUGACCAACCUGUACGACCGGCUGCCGGGUGGCAAGCAGCGCUCGGUACAGUGGACCGGUGAGCUUAAGGAUGCAGACUUCAAGGCCAAGCUGUUCGAGUCCGCCCACACGGUGGUAUACAGCGAUCUGGACUCGAAGACGGUUAAGGUCGACGUCGGAGUGAAGCACGUCCCGGCAGGUACUUACCGGGCGGCGUCCGGUAGCUUGAAGCUGUCCGGAGAGCUGCUUCCGCAGACGGCCGAACUAACGCUGGAUGUGGACGAGUACUGUGAGCAUCACGCCAAGUAUCGCGUUGGCGGCAAGUACGGAGCCGACUUUGGGGCCCAGGUCGAUGGGUACUACCACGUCGGUGGCCACGGCAAGCCUGCGAACCACGAUCUGAAGGUGGCGCUCGCGCUAUCCUCCUUCAAGCUGGCGGUCGCUUCGAACGGCAAGUAUCUGCAGCCCGAAACCGACGACGGUGUGCACGAGCUCGACUACAGUGGCUCGGUGGACUACAACGGUCAGGUUGCGUCCGUGACGACGCACGCCAAGGGUAAUCUGGCCCGGGGCAACGGCAACCUGAAGCUGGCCCUGCCCAACGUGGACCCGAUCGCCGCGGAAGGCUCGUACACGUACGACGCCAAGGAUGGUGGAUCACUUGCGACGAACGGAGCGCUGAAGGUGUCGUACGGACAGGGCAAGAACUUUGACUUCUCGGGCUCGGCCAAGGCACCGUCGGCGGACGAUGUGCAGGUUCACCUGACGCUCAAGUCCGAGUUUGAGAACGUGCGCAGCGUAGACGUGACGUUCAAGCACGCCAAAGCGGCCGGCAGUGCGUACAACACGAAGCUGCUGGUGACGGCCGAUGGCAAGAAGUACAGCGUCGAGAAUGCGGUCGUCAUGACGGACUCGAACCCGUCGGUCGACUUCACCCUCGGCUACCCGGGCAAGACGGUGAAGGUGUACGGUAGCUACAAGGCGCUUGGCCACAGUGCCUUCAAGGCGGAGGCGAAGGUGCAAAAUUUGGCCGACUUCGACCUGGAGGCGAACGUGGAGGGCAACUUUGACAGCUACCAGACGUUCUACUUCAAGCUGUACGGCGAUGCGCCGAAGCUGAACGCGAACCAGUUCACGGUGGAGGUGAACGCGAAACCGGGCGCCAACGGCAAGGGACUUAGCUUCCGGGCUUCGGAAGGCGGAAAGGACAUUCUGAGCGGCUACGCCGACUACUCCGUCAAGGAGCACGGUUCCGGGAGCGUAAUCGAAGGCCAGGGCAGUGUGAAACUGUACGAUAAGCAACAGAGCGCGACGUUUAAGGUGGUGCGCGAGCGGCUCUCCGAAUCGGGGGCCUCGGUCAAGCUGACGGCCGCGAUCGGUAAGAACACGGUACUGUACGACGCUCACGUCCAUCCGAACAACUUCCGGCUGAAGAUGGCGCUGUGUGACGAGGCGAAGAAGUGUACGAACGUGGAGCUGGCGUCGAAGUUGGAGCGUGCCGAUACGAACUCGUUCAAACACGAGGCCCUCGUCUCGGUGGAACUGCAGCAGCUCGGGUACGACCACGAGUUUGGGCUGUCGGCCAAGACGAGUGCCAACGGGCUGCAGCUUGACCACACGACCGACGUGCAGCUGAAGGAGAAGAAGCAACCGAAGUACCAGUACCUGCUGUACAUCCAUCCGUCGUCGGCCGGCGCCAGUCUAAUCCUGCCGACGCGUACCGUCGCCGUCGAAGGGGUGUUCAGUGUGCCGAAGGACAAGUUUGGGCUGUUCGAUGGUAGCGUUUCGUUCUACCUCGACCGGAAGAACGAUCCGGACAACAAGGCCACGUUUGGGGUGCGCGCCGAAACGAAGGCCCUCGGGGCGGCCGGUGUCAGUGCGAGUGGAGCGUUGACGUUCUCGCACCCGACCAUCAAGGCGCUGGCAGUCCGCGCCAAGGGUAGCCUGGAUGGGGAGAAACACGCCGCGGACGGGUCGGUCGAGUUUGACAUCUUCAAGAAGGCCAGCGACAAGAUCGUCGCCAAGGUGCGGUACGUCAACGGUGACCAGUCGUACCGGGGCUUCAACAUUACGUCGGAGGCGAGCGUCAGCAGCAAGGGACUGGGACUGAACUGUGGCUUCAGCGGGCACUCGGCACUGUCGUUUGCGAACCGCCAAGCCAGUGCGGCCGGUUCACUGACGCUACCCUUCGAAGGCUACACCUUCGGUAGCUACUUCUUCGGAAGCCCGGAACAGUUCGACUUCCUGCUCACGCGCUUCGGCGAGGACUUUGUGCGAGCGCACGGAUCGUUCGAUAUCAAGAAGUACCGGGCCGAUUUCACGUCCACCGUCCGGCUUGUGCCAAACCGUCCGGUAGUGUUCGAGUCGCAGCUGAGUGGCCUAACGUCGGCAUCGUUCGCCUUCAAGCAAGAUCCGUUCUUCAGCGCCGACGGCUCGUUCGGCGUCGAUAAGGCGAUCCUGCUGAACGUGGUCGGCGAAGGGAAGCCGCUGCUGACCGCCAAGGUGACGCUGGACGCGACGCACUUCCUGUCGACCGAGUACAAGGUGGACGAAGCGAACGCGAAGACGUUCGUGGUCGCACUCAACAAGCAGCUGCAGGGUGACUUUGGUGUUGUGAAGGACGACAUUACGCAGCGGUACGGCAAACUGACGCAGGAAGUGUCCACGCUGUCGAAGAACGUGCUCAACGCGUUGCCGGACUUUGGCAAGUUCCAGGAAAGCUACCGGAAGCAGCUGCAGAAGCUGCAGGAAGACGUGAUGAGCGAUCCGACCAUCGCCGAGUUCGUGCGAGCGGCCUCGAAGGUGUUCGAGGCGGUUGCCGAGGUGUUUGGCAAUCUGUCGCAGGUGUACGUCGAGAGCUUCCGCAAGAUUUCCGCCAUCGUGAGUGACGUCACCGGGACGUUGGUGGAGACGUUCAACACGAAGGUGCUGCCGGCGCUGAAGGAACUCUCCGCGAAGGUGGAGGCGAUGCUGUUUAACGUGUACGAAGAAACGGUCAAACUGGUGGUGGCCAUGUUCGAGCGCACCGUCAAGGCGCUGAAGGUGUUCGAGGAGGACUUCAAUAAGAUCGCCGGCAACGUGUCGGAGCUGUUCAAGACGUUCGCCCAAACGCUCACCCGGGCCGUCCAGGCGCUGGAGAAGGAGUUUAAGGAUCUGUACAAGCUCGCCCAGGACUACGUCGAGUCGUUCGACGAGUUCAAGGCGGUGCAGGAAACACUGAAGCAGUACUUCGAUGGGCUCGAUCGGUACGCCUACCAGCUGCUGCGGGAGGUGCUGGUGUUGGUCGAAGACCUUUACCCGGUGCCGGAGAUCAAGGAGUUCACCGGAGCGAUCAACCGGUACGUCAGCAGCAAGCUGGACGGCAAGCCGGUCAACGAUGUCGAGGAACUGAAGGCUAUCGCCGUAAGCUUCGUGAAGGCCAUCAACCUGAUCGUGGAGCGGCUCAUCUCGAGCGCCAAUCUUCACUUGUCCGAGCCGACCUUCGGUAGCGAUAGUCUGACGUCGUUCGUCACUUUCAAACUGGUCCCUUACGUAUCGAGCGUCCAGUUCAGUCCGUGGAACUUUGUCCGGAACGAGAAGAUGUUCUCGCUCCGGGACUUGGUCCACCAGCUGCGUCUGUACGCGUUCAAUCCGUUCGCACGUGUCCCACUGUUCAGCAUGCACGGUCAGCUGGCCGACGGAGGUCACUUCUUCACGUUCGACGACAAACACUUUACGUUCCCGGGCAGCUGCUCGUACCUGCUGGCCGCCGACUUUGUCGAUGGAAACUUCAGCCUCGUCGCGGACAUGGACGCCGGCCAUCUGAAGUCGGUGACACUGCUCGACCGGGACUCGUCGGUGGAGCUGACCAGCAGUGGAGCGGUGAAGUUCAAUGGCAAGGAAACCGAUCUGCCGAUUCACAAGGGUGAUGUGUACGCGUUCCGCAAGUACUACACCGUCACCGUGGGCACCCGGUACGGCGCCCAGGUGAUGUGCACGACCGACCUGAAGAUCUGUCACUUCUUCGUGUCCGGCUUCUACCUCGGCCGUCUGCGCGGUCUGCUCGGUAACGGAAACCACGAGCCGUACGACGAUCUUGCCCUUCCGGACGGCAAGAUCGCGGACGGAUCGACCGUCUUUGCGAACCACUACAAAACGAGCGCGGCAUGUGGUGCCGUCGCCGACCACGGACACGAUUCGCACGAGCACUCGAAUCCGACCUGCUCCAAGUUCUUCGGUUCCGACUCGUCGCUGAAGCUCUGCUCGUACCUGCGCGACUCGGCCGACUACAAGGAAGCGUGUAACCACGCGGCCCACGAUGCUGGGGAAAAGGGGGCGGAAGAGGCCGCCUGUGAGAUUGCACAGCUCUACGCUUCGACCUGCAGCCUGUACGGUAUCCCGACGGCUGCGCCUAGCCAGUGCCACAAGUGUUCGACGGACGAGGGCCGCACGGUGGACGUGGGCGACUGGUUCUCGGUGAAGGCACCGCAGAAGAAGGCCGACGUGGUGGUGGUGGUUGAUACGACACUGGGACCGCUGCUCGGGGAGCUGGUGCAGGCCACGAUCAACGACCUGCGCAAGGAGCUGAAGGCAACGGGCAUCAGCGACGUGAACGUGGCCGUGAUCGGGUACAGCAAGACCAGCAAGUACACGAGCCUCUUCUCGAGCGGUGGCAAGCUGGACUACACCGGCAAGCUGGGCCAGGCGGACCUGAGUGGACCGCAGCACUGCAAGGGACUGAAGACGGGCUACGAACCGGUCGACAAGGUGCUGCAGACGCUCCAAGAUGCGGGCGAGCAGGUCCGCGAAGACCUGGGAGCCACCAGCGAGGUGAACGCCGUGCAACAAGCAUUCUCUUACCCGUUCCGGGCCACCGCCAGCAAGUCGGUGCUGAUCGUUCGCUCGGACUCGUUCGAAAUCGCUCAUCCGGGCCGCGCUCUCGGUGCAGCGCUUGGAGUGGCCAACGUGCGGCUGCGAGGCGUUUCACUCAACAUGAUCGCCCCCCUGAAGAACCUCGGUCUCGCGAACACUAAGGACCAGUCGAAGGUCAAAUCGAUUGUUGGCUUCAACGAGAAGGUGGUGUUCCCGAUCAACGACAAGAAGCGCGUCGUCGGCUCGGCCGACCAGCGGAAGGCCCUGAAGUACGACGACGUGGCCGGUGUGGUCGCGGUCGAGCGAUCGGGCGGUAACUUCUUCGUGCUGCAGAACUUCUCCCAGCAGAAGACGCCGAAGGACAAGAAGCAGUUCAUUUCGAUCGUUGCCGCCGUGCUGGCGGAUCAGCUGUCGCGAACGGAAACGACCAACGACUGCCUGUGCUACCUGCGCGGCGGUCUCCACCCGGAGGCGGUCUGCUCCGCCACCGACGUUCAGAUGCUGCCGCCAUCGAAGAAAGCUGGCGGAGCUAAGGGAUAGGCGGCGCUGAAUGUCUCUGAACCAAAUCACUGUAGCAGUUGUAUUUAUUGUAAGCGGAAGCGGAGCGCCUGGGGCUUCGGCGGACAUCAUCAUCGAUACCCGCCGCAAGGUGUCUAGAACCCGUCGGAGCGGCGGCCACCACGAGAGUCACAACGGGAACGGCAAGCGAAGGUGCAAGCGAAGAGGAUGGAAUCUACGAUUUCAGCACUCUUCUUCAUGGACAACAUUUAAACAUCAUUUACAUGCUUGGUUGAAAUAAAUAUU